AUGAAGAAUACCUGUUGCGUUCCAGAUUGCGAUAGCAAGCGAAGUAGUGUUAAGUUACAUCGUUUUCCAAAGACAGAGAUAAGACUGAAGUGGGUGGAACUUGUAAAUUGUACAAGCUUAAAGAAGCUUGGUGUAGAUGAGCUACAAAAAUCGUUUGUGUGUCACAAGCACUUUGAGCAGAGAUUUGUUACUGGCAGUUUGCGUCUUCGGCAUUCUGCGUAUCCUACCCUACUUUCGAAUAAUGAAAUACAGUCUGGAAUACCGGCUGUUGAGUACGAGACUUUUGAUAAUCAAAGUGUUCGUGAUCAUGAUUACACUGAACAAAGGAAAAGAAGACAUGAAGAGCAUACCUACUGUAAAACUCAAACAUCGAAAUCACUAGAGAGCUGUGACAGCUCAGUGCCUGGUCAAAAAUUGCAGCCGUGUGUUAAGCAAAACUGUUGCAAGUUACACAGCAAACUUUUUUUACCAUGCAGACGGAAGAGAAGUGAGCAAAAUGUUACAAAAACCCUUCAGAAU
Messenger RNA from Iphiclides podalirius (scarce swallowtail), 519 nucleotides. The record is from the annotation of a GenBank genome assembly. Lineage: Eukaryota; Metazoa; Arthropoda; Insecta; Lepidoptera; Papilionidae.